UCUCUUCUUCCUUCAUUUGCUCUCACUCUCCCAAUUACACAGAAACCUCAAUUUUCAGUCCAACUUUCUAAACAUUGUUCUGUCAGAACGAAGAUAACUUUCUACCUGAGUUUCCAUUUCCCUUUUUUUCGUAAAUUUUCAUAUCCACUCACAUGGCUACGAUUGUUUGUCAAGGUUUACAGUCAUGUCUACAGGAACCACAGCUUGUAGAACCCAGAACACUAAGGCUUAAACUCUCUUCACCGAUACCCCACCAUCUGUUUUCGGCAACACCCUUGGAGCUAGGCUUCAAAUCAUUUCUUUCAACAGAGUCCAACCACAUAAAAGAGCUUAGUCAUGAAGAGAAAUGCCACUACGACAAACCUGCCACCAAGAACUCUGACUUGGGGGGCUGGAAUUUCUUCCAAUCUAUCUCUAACAACAGCUCCCAACAACAAAACCCUCCAACCCCAGUUUACAAUAAGUACUCGUCAUCGGCUACUAGGCUGAACCAGAAGAGCUUGGAGAUGUGCACUGAAAACUUGGGCAAUGAGACCGGCACCAUCUUGAUCGAAAACAACAUUUUCGAGUCAAAAGACACGAGUUUGUUGGUGAAGAGGGAUCAGCAGAAGCAGAGUAAAAGCUUGGGAGUCAAGAAAUCUGCUAAUGUCCAUAACUUUCCUCCUCCACUGACCACGAUAAGCGGCUCAGAGUCUCUACGUGUCCGACCCCAUAGGGAAGACGGUCGGCUCAUACUGAAGGCCGUCAAGGCCCCAUUGACACAUAAUUGUCUCCAAGCUGAGAGGAGCAACGGCCGCCUUCGAUUAUGCUUUUCGAAAGAUUUCUUUGCUCCUAACUUUGACUCAGAGCUACAAACCGCAACCAAUGAAGAAGACACUGAAGCAAACAGUGGUGAGGAUUAUAAAAAUGAAGGAUACGAAAAUGAUAGGGAUGAGGAGAAAGAAGAACAAGAAGUGGGGGACAUUGACAAAGUAGUUUUGGGAGAACAAGAAGGUACAGUGUGUUUGAUUGAGGAGUUUGAAGAAAAUAGUUUGAAAGUUGGGGGUGAAGAGGGAGCUGACAAGUUUGAUCAGAGGCCAAGCAGAUGCAAAGAAGGUGGUGAGCAAGAGAAGAAAGGACGACUAUUAAACUUUGAGCCUUUUAGUUGGGUGGCUACUUGAUCCAUCUCAAUUAGUUAAAAGCCUUAUAUUACUAAUGUUAAUCAAUCACCUCUUUCUCUGUGUAAACAUAACUUGACAAAUUUGUGUUUGUCGUUCUCUUUGUCCCUUUUC
Molecule: messenger RNA, 1271 nt
Organism: Argentina anserina (silverweed cinquefoil)
Lineage: Eukaryota; Viridiplantae; Streptophyta; Magnoliopsida; Rosales; Rosaceae
Product: protein FANTASTIC FOUR 3-like
Exons: 1
Coding region: 153-1160 (335 amino acids)
Source: RefSeq, a predicted model, not a curated record